This is a messenger RNA of Salpingoeca rosetta, 981 nucleotides long. RefSeq lists its product as uncharacterized. Bases 1 to 981 code for a protein of 326 amino acids. The transcript is spliced from 12 exons. Lineage: Eukaryota; Choanoflagellata; Craspedida; Salpingoecidae. The record is from RefSeq and is a predicted model, not a curated record.
AUGCUGGCAUUGCAAGUCCUGGCAGCAGUCACCCUGGUGGCCCUGUUCUUUGCAUGGAGAGUAACACAACAACAAGGGCCUCACAUCCAGGAUGAGAGCAUGUUUGCAAUUUCCGUGCGCUCCGCUGCGGAACAACUCCCAAAAUGGAAGACCAUCACCUCGGAAGGAAACCCAGCAAGAGUUUCCAGGAAUGCGCCGCGCACAGUGUACGGGAUCCACCGGCUUGUGCUGGCCACUGUGCCACGGACAGGAAACGGCUGGAUGCGUGGGCUGCUCGAAGGCGCCACUGGGGUGGCGACGGAAAGCGUCUUCAAGGAAGGGGUGCAGUCUGUGUUCCGCGAAAGAUCACAAGCCUUUGGCAAAGGAUGUGGCUGGCUGGAGGACUGCAACUUGGUGCGAACAAGUGCUGGGAUCGACCCCGUCGUGGUCAAGGUGAUCAUGUACCAACUCGAGAAGGUUGCCGAAGAAGAGCGCGUCUACAUGGACUUGCCGAGCUUCAUGCAAGCAUGGGUGAUGCACCACACGUUCUGGCACAACCUGCGUGUGCCCAUGUUUGUGUAUCGCUACGAGGAUCUUCUUGCCAAUCCCAUUGUGAUUUUGCGAACCGUUCUCAAGUCGUCCGGCCUGUGGGACUAUUACAGGCUGUCUGACGUGGAGCUGGCGCGUGUGGCGAAUUUGCCGCGUCUUCAAACCUUCAAAAGCAAACGUUUUGGUGCAUCCACAAAGCAAAAGGAUGACGUGGCGCACGCGUAUCACAAGUACGACGCGAAAGACAUUGAGUGGAUCCUCGACAACUACCGCUCCAUCCUCGAUCUGUUUGGGUACACGGGCAUGUACGAGGUGUGGCUUCAAGCCGCGCGCGGAGAGCUCACGGACGACGAUGAGAUAUCGGUGAUGGUGCAGCGUGCCAUGCUCAAGACGGCUCGGACAUCCAACUGGGGUGACGUGUACACGUUCGACGACGCCUACUUUGGCUUGUAG